UUCAUAUGAUCUUAAUCUUACUUAUUUACCAGGGAGAAGGGACAGUGAUACGUCGACACUUAUAAAAAUUUGAAGAAAUGAACUAAUUGAACAUAAUCAUAUGUAUAUGUGUCGUGUCAGUCUCGGACAUUGAUACGACACUGAUAUUUGCUAGACACCAAACACACAUUUCAUCAGAAGUGUCGGUGUUACCGAGAGAUCAUAUUGAUUACUUAGGGAAGAAAACAAUUUGGAAUGGCACUGAUCUUUGUCACAAACUCAUUGUGAGAAGUAGAAUCAACAUAAUGAAAGAUUGGAGUUUCAUAAGAGGAUCAAGAGUUCUUGGGAAACAAAAAGCUAUGAGAUUGGCAUCUUAUAGAAAACCAAGUCCAGUAUAUGCUUCAUUGUUAUCUGGAUCACAAAUUGCUAGCACUGCCUUUACAAUAGGAACAACAGCAGUACUUCCAUUUUACACUCUCAUGGUUCUAGCUCCCAAUUCUGACCUAACAAAAAAAUCUAUGCAAAGUAAUGUUCCAUAUGCAAUACUUGGAAUUUUAUAUGCAUAUUUAUUGUAUCUUUCAUGGACUCCUGAGACAGUUGAACUGAUUUUUGCAAGUAAAUACUUACUACCAGAGCUAACUAGUAUAGGAAAAAUGUUCUCUAGUGAGAUGACUUUAGCUUCUGCCUGGAUUCACCUGCUUGUUAUUGAUCUCUUUGCUGCAAGGCAGGUAUUUCUAGAUGGACAAGAGAAUGAGAUUGAGACAAGGCAUUCAGUUUCUCUUUGCUUGUUCUUUUGCCCUGUUGGGAUUCUUUCUCAUGUCAUAACCAAAGCAUUGACUACAACUACCGAAGAAAACAAAUAGGAUUUUUAGAGGGUUCAUUGUUGAGCUUCUAUGGAGCCAAAUGAGAAUUUUAUUUCAAGUUUUAGAAUAUCAUAAAUUCAUGUAUGAGUGGAAAUUACUACUUACUAGUCCUAAAUGUCCUUGGAAGUUCUUUUUUACUCUAUCAAAAUGUUACAUUAUAAGUUGUUGGUUCUAUCACAAAUCUUUUGUUACUUAAAAA
This is a messenger RNA of Vicia villosa (hairy vetch), 1041 nucleotides long. Its product is annotated as protein ABA DEFICIENT 4, chloroplastic-like. The record is from RefSeq and is a predicted model, not a curated record. Lineage: Eukaryota; Viridiplantae; Streptophyta; Magnoliopsida; Fabales; Fabaceae. The coding region runs from base 285 to 842 and encodes 185 amino acids. The transcript is spliced from 6 exons.